AUGGGUUCCAUGCUGUGGAAGAUUACCUUUCUUCUACUUUGGGUAGGAGGCCAGUCUCAACAAUUCAUAAAUCCGGCGUUAAUCAUUUCACCGGAGAGUGAACGAUCUUUUGAAAAGUGGAGGAAUAUAAUUAGCCAACAACUUCAGGAAAGUGGGUCCACUUUUGAUUUAACGUCAACACUUCACAACGUUUUCGCCGCACUCAAAUCUUCUUCAUUCCCAACGGCGGUGGCUAAAAAUAUUAGUCAACAAUGUUUACAAGAUAGCCAGUAUUACGUUCAUAACCUUUACGCCAACCAAAGUCUAUGGGCCUUACAAAUGCAAGAGUCUUCAGCCAAGCUUCCACCGGGGUUAUUUGGAUCACGUAACAUUCACGCGGAUGGACUUUUCGAUGAAUGUCUGGCCGUUCGGGCACCCGGAUUCGAUGGGCAAUACUGCAGCGUCUACUUUCAACCAGUGGCAGUCGAUCAGUCCGAAAUUCUACCUCCGAGAUCAUUCAAUGAGAACCACGAAGGAAGAAGGAACUUUGUCACUAUUUUUCAGCUUUUGGGAUUAUUGGGAUCGGAUCGGGUCGAGCCAAAAGUGUCCGUGGCGGAUGCCAGCACUUACAUUUAUCCUAGUACCACAUUCUGCCUGCCAUCAUCUUGCAGUGCUGCCGACCUCGGUCAAGCGGUUGCUGAGCUCAUUGGCAGUUACGUCAUCGCAAAUUAUUCCAUCGUGACCGUGACUGACGAGCAAUAUUGCUUUAAAGAAAACAACGAUCCGCCGACAUUUGAUGGAGCCACCAUCACCGUCAUUGUGGUACUGAGUCUUGUCGGUAUCUUUGUUUUGAUGGCGACCAUUCACGAAGCCUGGCGAAUGUACCGCGGGACUGACUUUGAUGCCAAACAGGACGGGAAACUCCUAAGCGCAUUGCAUUGUUUUUCGAUCUUAAACAACGGCCGUAAAAUCCUGUCGAUGAAAGUUACAGCUUCGUCUUCGAACGACAAUUUCGGCUGUAUUCACGGCAUCCGCUUCUUCUCAACUUGCUGGGUCGUCAUAGGCCACACUUUUGGGAUUGCUGCAGCCAAGAUCAUGAAUAGAAAAGCGGUAACCGAGGAUUUUCGAACAUUGGGCAUGCAAACUAUUGGCAACGCCAGCGUUUCGGUAGACACAUUUUUCUUGAUGAGUGGCUUACUUGUAUCGUUUCUUUUGCUCCGUGAAUUGGACCGCAACAAAGGCAAAUUCAACGUCGGCCUUUACUAUUUGCACCGAUAUCUGAGACUGACGAUUGUGUAUGCCUUCAUCCUUGGCUUCAUCGCAACUUUAAUCGUCUACUUCGGUAUCGGUCCCAACUGGUACGAUGUGAAUAAGUAUUCAAAUGCUUGUCGCCUCGCCUGGUGGAGACAAUUCCUAUACAUUAACAAUUUGUUUCCUUUGAAUGCUGAUUAUGCGUGCAUGGGUCAAACGUGGUACCUGGCGGUUGAUAUGCAAUUGUUUAUCUUCUCUCCUCUCUUCAUUUAUCCGCUUUGGCGAUGGAGGAAAUGGGGACUUGUAUGGCUGGCCGCUGUUGCACUCAUCUGUCAAGGUGUAAUCUUCUUCAUUUACGCAAGAGACGAUCUCAGUCCUACUCUUUGGGUCACGCGCGCUGAUGAUUUGGCCACUACAGCCGAUUAUUAUGAUCACUAUUACGUCAAACCGUGGACAAGAGCGCCAGUUUACCUUGUGGGCAUCUGGGCAGGAUGGUUCUUGCACGUAACCAAACAGUCCCAGGGUCGAUUGGCCAAGCCUUUGGUGGUUUUGGGAUGGAUAUUGUCCGCAGCGGUCGGUCUGGCGAUCGUUUAUGGUUUGGCGCCUUAUGUCGACCCAUCAAAAGUGCCCGAGGUCAGUUCACUCCUCAAAAUGACUUACGGUCCUCUGCACAGGACAGCCUGGGCUUUUGUUAUAACCUGGAUUAUUUUCGCAUGCUCACGAGGCUAUGGAGGUAUCGUGAAUCGGUUACUAUCAUGGAAAGGAUUCUUACCGCUUGGCCGGGUGACUUAUUGCGUCUACCUGAUCCACUAUGACUUCCUUGUGGCCUACUACUCCGCCAUGCGGAAACGCUUUUACUACACGUUGUUUGAGCAAUUCACAGUUUGUUUCGGCCUCCUCGUCAUGACUUUUGGGAUAGCGUUCCUAGUAUCAGUCACGCUAGAAGCAUCUUUCCUCAACUUGGAGAAACUUAUCUUCUCUUCCAAAUCCAAAAGUAAACCUCGUGAAGAAAUAACCGCUCCUCCCGUGGACGAGAAAACAAAUGCUGAGCAUAAAAAAAUCGAGGCGUGAAUGGGAUUCUUCCGGAAUCAAUUUCACUGAUGGAAUAUUUCCGAUUUUUAUUAACAAGUUAUCUACAUAAUGUGAAAUAUUUAGUUAUUUGUAUUACGUAACAUUUUUAAUUCGCGUUUCUUUCUGAUGAAAAAAAAAAUACUGAAAUACUUGA
Molecule: messenger RNA, 2455 nt
Organism: Daphnia pulex (common water flea)
Lineage: Eukaryota; Metazoa; Arthropoda; Branchiopoda; Diplostraca; Daphniidae
Product: nose resistant to fluoxetine protein 6-like
Exons: 10
Coding region: 1-2301 (766 amino acids)
Molecular function (GO): acyltransferase activity, transferring groups other than amino-acyl groups
Source: RefSeq, a predicted model, not a curated record